Molecule: messenger RNA, 4538 nt
Organism: Candoia aspera
Lineage: Eukaryota; Metazoa; Chordata; Lepidosauria; Squamata; Candoiidae
Gene: ACIN1
Product: apoptotic chromatin condensation inducer 1
Exons: 18
Coding region: 16-4170 (1384 amino acids)
Biological process (GO): RNA splicing
Cellular component (GO): precatalytic spliceosome; ASAP complex
Molecular function (GO): RNA binding
Source: RefSeq, a predicted model, not a curated record
GGGGAAGACCCGGAAAUGCCCGAAGUAGCCCGGAAAGAGUCGCCGACCCAGAGUGGCAGCUUCGCCACUCCCUCCUCCCCGUCCCACAAGAGGUUCUGGACGCCGAACGUCAAGAGUCUCCGAAAAGCAACGACUCUUAACGAAGAGUGGGCGGACAUUAACGAGCGAGUUCGAACGCGGUGUCGGAGGUCACCUCAGAGCGCCGAGGCCGUCUCCGGAAGUUCCCGAACGCCCCCGAAGUUCCGGGGAGGGCAGGCAGCAGCGCCACACAAGAUGGCGGACGGGGAGGAGGUUACUCUGGACGGGAGGCCGCUUCAGGCGUUGAGGGUCGCCGACCUGAAGGCGGCUUUGGAGCAGCGUGGCCUGGCUAAGAGCGGGCAGAAGAGCGCGUUGAUUAAGCGCCUCCGUGGGGCCCUGAUGCUUGAAAAUCUCCAGAAGCAUUCGACCCCCCACACCACCUUCCAACCCAAUUCCCAGAUUGGGGAAGAGAUGAGCCAGAACAGCUUCAUCAAGCAGUACCUGGAAAAACAGCAGGAACUGCUGAGGCAGCGUCUAGAACGGGAAGCUCGGGAGGCUGCUGACCUAGAAAGCAAAAGCUGCGUCAUCUCCCGAGAGAGGGAAGAGUCAGACGAAGAAGAGCCCAGAAGACCAGAGCAACAUCCCUCUCGGGUCAGGCAGGCCAGAGCAGUGAAGACUGCAGGAGGCGGCCACACUCUGGCUAGCGAAGAGCGGGAGACUUCCCUUCGAAGUCGGAGGGCUGCCCAGCAGGUCCCUGUAGAAGAGGAGGAGGAGGAGGAAGAAGAGGAGGAGGAGGAGGAAGAGGAGGAGGAGGAAGAGGAGGAUGCUCCCCCUUUGCUGGUCGGCCAGACGCCCAUGAGGCCGGAGGAGCCUGGCAUGCCAGCUCCCCAAGAGACUGGCAUGUACCAGGCUUCCCUGCCCAUUGUUCUGCAGACCCAGCAAAAGGAGGGUCGAUCCCAGACGCCAGACACCCCGGGCUGCGAAGCCGCCAUGCCGCUCCUCUCGCACCCGCAGAGGCCAGGAGAGGGGGAGGCCCUGCCCACGGGGCCAGCACACGUGGAAAAGCAGCGGGCAGCUGUGACACGGGGGGAAGCCUUGGAGGCCCAGGAAGUGGAGCCAUCCCAGGCAGCCUUGACAGAGGCUGUGGCCCAGUUACCAGAAGCCUUGAAAGUGGGGUCUGAGGAAGACCCGGGCCUUCAGAAGGAGCAGAGGCCGGCUGACCUCUCUGAGGCCCACAAGGAGGAGGAGGCGGACCAGGGCACAGCCCCGGCUGCUUCGUUGCGGCCCCGGCAGGCAGUGGACGAGCCCCAGAGCGAGGAAGGCCAGGAGGAGGCCGCCGAGGCGCUGCGCAGCCUGGAGGAGGAGGCCACCGCUGCUGCCGCGGCACUGGUGCAGGCGUCCCCUUCUCCCCCACAGCUGAUUGAAGCACAGCAGGCCCAGCAGGACCCCCGGGGGGAUGAGCCGCCUCCCCCGCUCCUGACCAAGGAGGCCCCCGCGGGACUCGCCCCCGCCGAAGACGAAGCCCCUCCUCAGCUCUCCCAGCCAUCCCCCCCAUCUCAGGAAGCACCGGCGAGGGCCAGCCUAGGAGCCCCGCCAUCCCCUCUGGCGCUCCCGCCACAUCAGCGGGCACCACCCAGCAGCUCGCGCUCCUCUUCCUCCUCGGCGUCCAGCUCCUCCCGGUCCCGCUCUCGCUCCCCGGGCAGCUCGCCACCCCGAUCCCGUGCAAGGAGGCCCCGCUCUGGUUCCUCCGAAUCCCCUGCUCGGAAGCGCCGGGAUUUGGGAUCCCGGUCCCGCUCCGUCUCUGAGCGGCGCAGCAGUUCGUGCUCCAGGUCCCACUCCAGAUCUCGCUCUGGCAGCGGCGGCAGCAGCAGCAGCAGCAGCAAGUCCCGCAGCCGUGAAGCUUCGAGGGACAGCUUCCCCCACACCAAAGAGUCCUCCCCACCAGGGGAGUGGUUCCCACCCCACAGCCCCAAGGCCCAGCAAGAGAUACCAUCAAGCCCUAGGAAAGAGGGGAGAACCACCCCCUCCCCUCCCCUGGACCCUCAGAGACAUCACAGCCACACGCAGCAGCAGCAGCCACCAGUGCGCAGCCUGGAGACUGAGAGCACAUUUCCGGAGCGAGGCAGCCCAAAGCCUCUUUUCCCAGCGGAGGUGUCUGGCCUAGACAGUGGGGGUCCUGCCUCUGAGCCACAGCGCCUGACAGAGCCACAGCGCAGCAAAAACGAGGAGAAGCAAACCGUGCCAAUGGAGGUGUCAGAGCCCCACCCGGAGAAUGAGGCCCUCGAACCCGGUGGCCCCGAUGAUCAGCCCUCUGCAGACCCCCCUGGCCCUGAAGCGGGUCCUGAAGAUGAGGAGAAGAAAGAGCCCAACCAAGCACGCACCUUUCAGGCCAGGGAGGGCUCGUUCCGAUUGGACCAGCCGUUGCCUAGAUACAGCGCACACACUGAGGUGCGAUUGGCUGAACAGAAGACCCUGCCCCAGGGUUCCGUUCAACCCAAGGCCUUCAAGAGGAAGAUCUCUGUUGUCUCGUCCUCCGUGGCCAAGGGGACCAUAGCCACGAAUAGUGACACGGAAGGAGGCCAGCCAGGAGGCCGCAAGCGGCGCUGGGGGGCAAGCACAGCCGCCACCCAGAAGAAGCCUUCGAUCAGCAUCACCACAGAGUCCCUCAAGAGCUUGAUCCCCGAGAUCAAGCCGGCAGCAGGAGGGCAAGAGGCCGUGGUGGAGCUCCAUGCCGACGACUCACGCAUCUCCGAAGACGAAGCCGAGCGCCACCUGGAGGAGCCGGCCCAUGAGAAAGCGCUCAAGAUCUGCCGCACGGUCACACAGGUGGUGCCAGUCGAGGGCCAAGAGAAUGGCCAAGGGGAGGAGGAGGAGGAGGAGGAGGAAGAGGAGGAGAAAGUUCAUGAGGAAGAGCAACCGGAGGUUCCCCCCGUUGUUGCCGUAGAGACGGUGGUGCUGCCUCCGCCUGUAGAGCACGAAGUGAAAAAAGGUACCGGAGGGCGACUGGCGGAGCAGCGGGGGAAGUCGGCCGUGCAGGCGCAGUCACCUUUGAGUUUCUGUGUUCCCUCGCCCCGCCCCACAGUCACGUUGAGCGACACGCUCACCCGGCGGUCCAUUAGCCAGCAGCGCUCUGGCGUCUCCAUCACCAUCGACGACCCCGUCCGCACGGCCCAGGUCCCCUCCCCGCCACGCGGCAAGGUCAGCUGCAUCGUCCACAUCUGCAACCUGGUGAGGCCCUUCACUCUGGGGCAGCUGAAGGAGCUGCUGGGCCGGACGGGCACCUUGGUAGAGGAGGCUUUCUGGAUUGACAAGAUCAAGUCACACUGCUACGUCACGUAUUCAACAAUGGAAGAAGCCGUGGCAACUCGAAACGCCCUCCAUGGGGUGAAGUGGCCGCAGUCGAACCCCAAGUUUUUAUCAGCAGAUUUUGCUGAGCAAGAUGAGCUGGACUUCCAUCGCGGUCUUCUGGCCGACCGCCCUGCAGAGGCCAAGGCAGAUGAAGCGCCCACCUUCCCGGGGGCUGGGCCGGCCACGCGGGGGGAACGGGAGCUGUCCCGGCGCUCCGAGGCACGGGAGCGUGAGGCGGCCGUGCGGGAGCAGUGGGCCGAGCGGGAGCGAGAGAUGGAACGCCGGGAGCGGACCCUGGCGGAGCGGGAGUGGGACCGGGACAAGGUGCGCGAGGGGCCCCGCUCUCGCUCCCGGUCCCGAGAGAGACGCCGCAAGGAGCGGCCCAAAUCGAAGGAGAAGAAGGCGGAGAAGAAAGAAAAGGCCCAGGAGGAGCCCCCGGCUAAACUCCUCGACGAUCUCUUCCGCAAAACCAAGGCGGCCCCCUGCAUUUACUGGCUGCCCCUCACGGACAUCCAGUGUGUCCAGAAGCAGGCCGAGCGGGCAGCCAGGGCUCGAGAGCGCGAGCGCCGCCGCAAGGAGCUGGAAGCUGAGGAGGCCCGCCAGCGGGAGCGCAGCCGCCAAGCCGAGCGGGACAAGCGGCGGGAGCACAGCAGGGAGCGGGAGCGCCCCAACGCCACCAGUAGUGGGGCCAGCCGGGCAGGCGAGCGCAGCGGCCGAGAGCGGGAACGGCGCGAGGCCAAAAGCCGCCACAGCCGGAGCCGGAGUCGUAGCACGCCUGUACAGGACAGAGGGGGGCGCCGCUGAGCUAUUCCCCAACCUUCCUUUUGACCUUCUUGGGGGGGGGAGACGGUGGCGGCAGCAGGUCCCCAAAUGGAGCUCCGAGUUUGCGGGGAAGGAGGAGCAAUGGGGAAACCAGCCGAGGGGGGGGUCAAGUUUCUUUUUCCACCACCACCAGGAGGGCAGAGAGGGGUUGGGCGUGGCGGGCGGCUGGCCGAGGUGGCAGGGCUCUUCCUCCCCUGCCCGGGGAUAGUUGGAUUCCCAGCCCUUCCACUCCCUCUUCUGGAGCCGGUGUCCUUCCCAUUGAUUUGUAUUUUAUUUUGGGAAAAUGUUUUUUUUAUUCUUCUGAUGAUACAGGAAAGAGAGCAUAAUAAAGAGAUGGCAUUAGUUUUAAA